AUGGGAAUGAGUGCUUGCCAAAAAUGCUAUAAAGGGAUAGAAUUUGAGCUAGAAUUAGAUAGAAGAGAUAUUUCAACGUCUAAAAUGAGUCAAAAUUAUGAAAAUGAUGCUAAGUAUAAAAGAGAUUCAAGUUCUGACAGUAAAAGAAGAGAAAUAAAUCAACCAAAAAAUAUUCAGAAUAAGAAAUCUUCAUAUUCAAAUUCUGGAAAUGAAGUCCACAACCGCCUGACAUAG
Molecule: messenger RNA, 234 nt
Organism: Blepharisma stoltei
Lineage: Eukaryota; Ciliophora; Heterotrichea; Heterotrichida; Blepharismidae
Source: the annotation of a GenBank genome assembly